Molecule: messenger RNA, 579 nt
Organism: Salmo salar (Atlantic salmon)
Lineage: Eukaryota; Metazoa; Chordata; Actinopteri; Salmoniformes; Salmonidae
Product: protein S100-A1
Cellular component (GO): cytoplasm
Molecular function (GO): calcium-dependent protein binding; calcium ion binding
Source: RefSeq, a predicted model, not a curated record
CCUCCCUCCCUCCCUAUAGGCUACACACACUCAUAAUCAGACGGGCGUUGCCUGUUCUUUAUAAAUUCCUGAACAAACUUUCUCACAGCUCUUGCGCGGUACGUUACUUCCCCACCCUGUUCUGUUAGCGUCUCUCCUCUGUUUGUGUAUCCUUCUCUCUGCAGCCAUGCCGUCUCAGUUGGAGAGAUCCAUGGAGUCCCUGAUCACGGUGUUCCAUCGCUAUGCCGACAAGGAUGGUGACUGCAACACACUGAGCAAGAAGGAGCUGAAAGAGCUGAUGCAGACAGAACUGGACAGCUUCCUGAAGUCUCAGAAGGACCCAGCCGCCAUAGACAAGAUCAUGAAGGAUCUGGACCAGAAUGGUGAUGGGAAGGUGAGCUUUGAGGAGUUUGUCUCUCUGGUGGUGGGCCUCUCCAUCGCCUGUGAACAGAUCUACCAGCUCCACACCCAGAAGGUUGCUGCCAAGAAGUGAAGGAGGACAGGACAAGGAGAAAGAGAAGCAGAGAUGGCUGUUUUUAUAUAUGUCAUUUUUAUAAAUAAGUCUUACUGUUGUGAAUAAACAACGGCUGUCCCAAACUG